CUAUUAAGCAACUUCUACUGUGAACAGAAGUUUGUUCCAGUGUGUUUGUUCAAGUGUCCCAACAUGUACAACAACAAAGAUACAAUGCAUGAUAAACUUACUGAUGAACCUGACUCGGAUUUGGCUGUUUACCGCAAUACUGCAGAUGUGCCAUAUUCAGAUUUGAAUAAUCCACGAAAUAAUGGAAAGCGACCAUUUUGUCAAGACCCCUUCAAGGUGGCAACCGCAUGCCUGACUGCCUUCUGUCUCCUCUUACUCGUGGUUUUAGUGGCCACAAAUGUUCACAGAAGUUCUUCUGUUCAGGAUCUCUCCUCCAGUUCUGCUAAAUCUCAAACCUGCGCCAAUGUCACCGCUCUGACAGCAGAACUGCAGACUUUGAGAAAAGAGAAGAGUGACCUUGAGAAAGAGAGGUCACAGCUGAAGAUCAAAAUCACUGAGCUAGGGAAAGCUUCCUGCACAGUGGACUGGCAUUAUUUCGAAGGCAGUUGUUACUUCAUCUCUGACUACAGCAGAAGCUGGCCAAGUAGUCAGACUUACUGCAAACAGAAAGGAGGAGACCUGGCUAUCAUCCUUACCGCUGAUGAACAGACUUUUGUAUGGAACCUGCUGCCUCGUGGUCACUGGAACGCCUACUGGAUUGGCCUAACUGAUGAAAAGGUAGAAGAGCACUGGCACUGGGUGGAUGGAACCAAACUGGUCGGAGGUUUCUGGGAACACGGCGAGCCUAACAAUGACAUUAAUGAGGACUGUGCCAACAUGGUAAAAACUACGGUUUUAAGUCGCGUAGCUAUAAGGAGCUGGUACGACGCCCCAUGUGAGAUGUCCAGACCCUUUAUCUGUGAGAAGAAGGCAGAUUCCUCCUCUUAAUCAUCAUCAUCCAUCUCAUAUCAUCAUCUUCAUCUCCAACAGAACUUCAUAAAUGUUUAGUUUCAGGGUGUUUUCAAUAAGAAAUGUAUGCAGAAUGAAGAAGGAUUACUGAUAUGAGUUAUGAUUGUACUUUGUAUGCUUGAUCUCAGGAUUUAAACAAUUUGUAAUCAAUUAUAAUCAAUUCACCAUUUUAAAUUUACGGUCACUUAAUUAAAUCAAUUAACUUUUGUCCACCUUUAUCGUAAUACUAAACAAAUUUAACUUUGUGAAUUAUGUGGCAACAAAACAUUUAAAUUAAAUCAAAACUAUGUUAUAUUUCUUCAGUGUUGUCACCUGUUCUCUAGAAUUUGCUAUUUUUUUUGUCAUUUUUUCAAGCAGCUUCUCGAUGUCUCCCCUUGAGACACUUUUAAACAGUAUUGAAGGAGGUCACAUUUAUUCGGCACUCUUAUUGGCUGCUUUUCUUUAUCAUUCAGUCCAAGUCAUCCAUUUCAAUAACAUUUUUGUUUUGUAAUGAAAAAAUAUGUUGGCACUAUCACAAAACAUUUCAGUCAAGUGAUCGUAAACUUUUGAUGGCGUAGUGUAAAACAGGGUUUUCAAACUGGGGUCUGGGGAUCCCAGAAAAUAAAGACAAAAAAAUUGCAUAAUAUCAGGUAUCUAAUUUCUUGCGGCACAACAAAAUUGUUCAUAUUUGCAUUUGUAUUUUUCUAGUGUUUCCUUAUUACAGUGCCCUUUAUCUCAGGUUUGUAAGGCAGGUUUGUAUUCCUUGUGAAGCUGCCAACUAAAUUUAUUGUCAAAGUUGUUGCAGUACAAAUACAUUUUAAUUAAAAAAUUUUCUUUUAUACAUCA
Paramisgurnus dabryanus is the source of this 1713-nucleotide messenger RNA. Its product is annotated as CD209 antigen-like protein C. The record is from RefSeq and is a predicted model, not a curated record. Lineage: Eukaryota; Metazoa; Chordata; Actinopteri; Cypriniformes; Cobitidae.